Molecule: messenger RNA, 1280 nt
Organism: Monodelphis domestica (gray short-tailed opossum)
Lineage: Eukaryota; Metazoa; Chordata; Mammalia; Didelphimorphia; Didelphidae
Product: gastric triacylglycerol lipase-like
Biological process (GO): lipid metabolic process
Molecular function (GO): hydrolase activity, acting on ester bonds
Source: RefSeq, a predicted model, not a curated record
AUGAAACCAGUGAAUCCUGAAGUUCUAUUAAGUGUUAGUCAGAUCAUUCGCUACUGGAAAUACCCACUUGAAGAGCAUGAAGUUCAAACUGUUGAUUCAUAUAUCCUUACCCUUCAUAGAAUUCCCUAUGGAAGAGCAGGCAAUAAAGUUUCCGGUCAGCGGCCUGUUAUAUUUUUGCAGCAUGGUUUGUUGUCAUCAGCUGUCAGCUGGAUCUCCAACCUCCCCAACAACAGCCUGGCCUUCAUUCUGGCAGAUGCAGGCUUUGAUGUGUGGAUGGGAAACAACCGGGGGAAUACGUAUUCCCGGAAACAUGCCACCUUGUCAACAAAUUCCAGAGAGUACUGGGCUUUCAGUUUCGAUGAAAUGGCGAGAUAUGAUCUUCCAGCCUCAAUUGACUACAUUGUAGAAAAAACUGGGCAGAAGAUAUAUUACGUGGGCCAUUCUCAGGGAACUCUUAUUGGUUUCCUGGCAUUCUCUACCGUACCCCAGCUGGCUCAGAAGGUCAAAGCUUUUUAUGCCUUGGCUCCAGUGUUUAACGCUCAGUAUCUUAGAAGUCUCACUUUCAAGCUGCUUUUUAUGGUGCCUGCGCCAUUGCUCAAGCUUUUAGUGGGUGACAAGGUCUUUCUGCCUGAGACUGCUACCAACAAGCUUCUGGCCACUGAAGUAUGUGACAAUGAAAUAACUGGUACCAUCUGUGGUAAAAUCAUCUUCAGUUUGGUUGGAUUUGACCCGAAAAACUUAAACAUGAGCCGAAUUGAUGUCUACGUGUCACAUGGCCUCCAGGGAACAUCCGUCCAGAACAUUCUCCAUUACGCCCAGACUUUUCACAACAUUCCAAAUGUUACACAAGCUUUUGACUGGGGGUCUCGAAAACAGAACCUGGCUCACUAUAAUCAGUCUAUUCCUCCAAGGUACAAUCUGUCAUCUAUGAGAGUCCCAACUGCACUGUGGAGUGGUCAACAUGAUUUGUUGGCUGACCCAGAAGAUGUCGCCAACUUAGUCCCCCAAAUCCCCAGCCUGAUUUACCACAAGAUUCUGCCUACAUACAAUCAUUUGGAUUUUGUUUUUGGUCUUGGUGCACCUCAAGAUAUUUAUAAUGAAAUGAUUGAGAUGAUAAAGGAAACCUUAUAAAUAUUUGGUUGAUGAUGAAAUUACCUUAUCUUUCUAUAGGGAUUGGGUUUGAACUUAUUUUCUCCUCUAUAAUGCGGUUCUUAGAGAGAUUAUGAGACUGUCUACUUCAUGUAAAUACAUCGAGAGAAAUAAAUAAUCUUCAUCCUCAA